This is a messenger RNA of Salvelinus sp. IW2-2015, 1075 nucleotides long. RefSeq names its product peptidase E. NCBI's taxonomy places the organism in Eukaryota, Metazoa, Chordata, Actinopteri, Salmoniformes, Salmonidae. Gene Ontology annotation, molecular function: serine-type peptidase activity. Gene Ontology annotation, biological process: proteolysis. The transcript is spliced from 9 exons. The record is from RefSeq and is a predicted model, not a curated record. Bases 237 to 959 code for a protein of 240 amino acids.
AAACUCUUCUCCAAACCGAGACCCUUGACGCAAAAUUACAGUUUUGUAGCUUACAUUUUAACAUUUCAUACGAAACUGUAAAUAACAUAUCCGGUCAAGGCUACGUUUCGAAUUUUAAAUAAGUGUUGCAAUCUGUGACCUGUUGACGCGCAACAUUGUUUCCAAUCAUUGACCACAAGAAUAAUCGCCAACGGUUUGUUGGAUCGAAAGAUUUCACAACCAUUUCGACGACAGAUAUGAAGAGGAGACUUCUGCUCGUGUCCAACUCAACCCUGCACGGGGGAGGAUAUCUGGAACAUUGUCAACAGCAGAUCAAAGACUUUUUCGGAAAAGGUGUGACGAGGAUCUUAUUCAUCCCCUAUGCACUGUGUGAUAGAGAUGGCUACACAAAGACUGCCAGGGACAAGUUCAACAGUCUGGGUUACGAGGUGGACAGCAUACACGAGGCCUCUGACCCAGUGGAAGCUGUAAGGAAUGCUCAGGGCAUAUUCAUAGGCGGUGGCAACACGUUCCGUCUGCUGAAAUGUCUCUAUGACAACAGUGUGCUGUCUGAGAUCAACAAGAGAGUUCUGCAGGACGGUGUUCCCUACAUGGGUUCCAGUGCUGGCACCAACGUCUCUACUGUCACCAUCAACACCACCAACGACAUGCCCAUCGUGUACCCUCCCUCCUUCAAUGCCAUUGGUCUAGUGCCUUUCAACAUCAACCCUCACUUCCUGGAUACGGACCCUAACAGCAGACACAUGGGGGAGACACGAGAGCAGAGGAUCAUUCAGUACCACGAGGAGCCUGACACGCCAACUGUUCUGGGCUUGAGAGAGGGCUCCAUGUUGCUGGUAGAAGGAGACAAGGCUACUCUACUGGGCAGCUGCAAGGCACGGUUGUUCACCAGGGGGAAGCCAGCAACAGAAUUUGAAUCUGGCAGUGACCUCAGCUUCUUGCUGACAGACAGACAGUAAAAAUAAAGUUGUACUUCUCUGUUCUCCUCUUCCACACCCAGCAAGACGGAUUCAGAUCCUUCCAAGUGGAAAUGCACUUAUGAUAAAUCAAAUAAAUAUUAUUACCAAAAAAUGAA